Meira miltonrushii is the source of this 2486-nucleotide messenger RNA. RefSeq lists its product as uncharacterized. Bases 147 to 2270 code for a protein of 707 amino acids. Lineage: Eukaryota; Fungi; Basidiomycota; Exobasidiomycetes; Exobasidiales; Brachybasidiaceae. The record is from RefSeq and is a predicted model, not a curated record. The transcript has a single exon.
GAAAAAACAGCAUUCGAUCCUCGCAAAAAGAGAACAGCAACACACUAUACAUAUAACAAAUCACGUCAAUCCAUUCUUGACAUACGUGCUGGCCACGUAUUCUAGCAAUUCGAUCAGACGUCAAUAGCACAAAAAAUCUUGGCAAGAUGUCGUCUUCCGUUGAUGAAGUCGGUGUACCGACAGAUGAUCCAAUGUUACAAGACAAUCAGCUAGAUGGGAAACAGCACUCCAUAGAGGAAACAAGAGCAACUACGCAAAAUGAUUCAACCAGCAUCAUAGACGAAGAUGAUGAAACAGAAGCACCAUUACUCCAACCAGUGGCUUGCAGACUGAUUUCGUGUAUGCGGGCACCAUGUCUGAAGCGCACAACUUCAUCAUCGUCAUCGCCAGGAUCUCAAACACCUUCCAGCGGAGGUACAAUCUCACCUGAGUAUGGUGUCAGUCCUCCAAUGACGGAUGGCUCACUUUCGACCAUCUGUUCUUCAUUUGGAGCUAUCAAGCAAAUGUCAAGUGCACGACCUAAGCGUCAAGUCCAUUUCGCUGUCGCGCCACCUGAAUCCGGCACCACAUAUUCCCGUGAAAAUUAUGAUCGAAGACCGAUCGAAUGUACACGAGCAGGAUCUAUGUUUGAUCUCAGCUUGCCUUCACGUGGAAUGUGUCCAAGUUACUCUGGUGAAGCAGACGAUGAAGCAUGUACAGAGGAUGAAAAGGAUGAUGAUGAAAAGACGAGGGACAACAAAGAGCGCAUGCGUGGAUUUGCGCGUUGGGCAAAGCUGAAGAAUGGAGGAACCAUUCUUGGUGGUGCGACAUUGAAGUACACAUCUCGUUCAACGGAGACUACACCUUCUGAACAAGAAGCUGAAGCAAAUACCUGUCGCUUACCUGCUCACGGCAUUCGAUCAUUCGGUGGAUUGGCGGGAAGUAUCGGUCGUUCAGCUGAAGUCCAUUCGAUGGAAGAGGUCAGCCCGGAACCUGCCGAGAAAGAAAGCAAUAGCUUGCACGAAUCAAUCUCAUCCGAAGAUCAAGAAGAGUCUGAUACCGAAAAUGCAGCAUUCAGACAAGCAGUGUAUGCUGCUUUGUCCAUGUCGCCAAAUGCUACUCCUAUGCCCAGUCCCAGCGUCAGAACAAGAUGGGAAUGUGUCACAUCAUAUUUUGAUCAAAAAGUGGCAGCUUCAGAACUUGUCGAUCAUGGUGUUCAGACUCCAGACACAUCAAAAGAAGACGGUACAAGCGGUGAAGCAGAUGAUUCGAAAUCUCUCGAGUCCAACGAGGAAAACAGAACUCCUCGUGCGAAUACAAGCAUGCUAGAUGAGAAUUCUCUUCCCGUUCCUGCAUCUCUAAGCUUGUCAAUGUCGUCAUCCUCACCUUCUAUGGAUACGGUGACAACAUCUUCUUCGCCCAUGUCUUCGCGUUGUUCCAGCACGGAUACAUGGAGCAGUCAUGGAUUCGCAGAGCGUGAAAUGGAGAUGGACGCUUUUGAGAACGAAUUUAUGAGAGGGAUGGCAUCUUUUGGUGUCACGGCAAAAGGUACUGAACAAGACUCAGCCGUUCAAGGUGAAGAGGCACGAAAUGAUGCUUCAUCACCAUGUGAAACAUCUGACAGUCUUGAAACAGAUCAAGGCACUUUAUCUUCCACCAGUAUGGGAUGUUUGAGCACGCAAGACUGGAUGAGCAGUUGUGCAACUUCACCGGAAAUUGGACCGAGCGAUGGAAGUCGUUCGCCGAUUCGUGCACCACUCAUUGCACUGGAUGCUGCCGUUGCACAAGUUCAAGGACAAGAGGAUAGCAAAGGCUCUGAUGAGACGGUCGUUCCUCCUUCAAAUUCGAAUGGGAGAUUGUGCCCUUUAAGUGCAUUCUCCAAAUUUCCAGCGUUCCUAUCGGUGCAUCAAAGAAGAGCAAUUUCACAAUCUGCUCCCGCUUCAUCUUCCAAUUCACCUUGUGUGCAAUCAGCAGAUGAAGGAGAUGAUAGCAGUCUUGAACACAAGACCCGUUCGUCUUUGCAAAGGAAUUCAAGUCAUUCACGCAAAUCACGCAAAUCAAAACGAAUGCCAAGUCAUUAUGAUUCACCCGCUGAUAGUGAUGAUGCUGCAAUUGUUGGACGUGCAAAUUUGAGUGGUGAAUUGACGUCACCUCCAAGGCCAAGACGUGGUUCUGCACCAAGAAGUAAGAGCAUGUCUGCUGCCCAAACGGCAACACUCAAGAAAUCAUCUUUUUCAGCAUGUUCAUUCCGAAGUGAAAUUGAAGAUGAAGGAGCAUUGGGAGGAUUUUGAAUGGAUGGCGUGUAUACAACAAUGGUGUCUCAGUAGUAUUAUUACCUCGCAAUUUUCUAGCAUUUCAGCACGAUCAAGAAACAAAUCGGUAUGAAAAACACAAUAAAUAUUCUCACUCUCUUUUCUCCUCACGAAGCAGAUAUCUAUACCAAUUGUACAAUAUCUAUUUAGCAUAGCUUCAUUAUAUUCGAAUCGAAUCUCUUUCAUUUGCACAAC